Molecule: messenger RNA, 2182 nt
Organism: Homarus americanus (American lobster)
Lineage: Eukaryota; Metazoa; Arthropoda; Malacostraca; Decapoda; Nephropidae
Product: flocculation protein FLO11-like
Exons: 2
Coding region: 487-2130 (547 amino acids)
Source: RefSeq, a predicted model, not a curated record
ACAGGUGUGGAUUACAAGUGCUGCAGGUGUACAGGCGGGAUUACAUAGCCUACAAGUGCACAGGUGUGGAUUACAAGUGCUACAGGUGUACAGGCGGGAUUACAUAGCCUACAAGUGCACAGGCGUGGAUUACAAGUGCUACAGGUGUACAGGCGGGAUUACAUAGCCUACAAGUGCACAGGUGUGGAUUACAAGUGCUACAGGUGUACAGGCGGGAUUACAUAGCCUACAAGUGCACAGGUGUGGAUUACAAGAAUACAUAAGUAAUAUUAAACAACCUAAAGAAGUACAACUGUGGAUUACAAAGAUUCUUCUAGAGUACAGCCGUGAAUUACACAGCCUAAGGAUACAUUAGAUAACAGGCCGGCGGUACAGAGCAAGGAUACAACAGCAUUCCUCACAGAUGAAGGAGGGAACACACGACAGCCAGAGGGUCACCGGUGUCCACUCUGACGAAUAAGUCGAGAUAAAAGGAGAUAAAAGUAUAUGGCAGACGCACGGGGCAAAGGGGACCAUCAGGCGGCUCCUACGAUACAUCUGUUUCCAGCUGUCAGGCAGAGGAUGGAGCAAACGAAGGAACAAGCGCCGUGGCCUAAGAUAAGGAACAACAGAGUUGGAGUAGACGAUGCAACGGCGAGCGUCGACAUAGGUAACGAGGUGGAUGACGUAACGAAUAAAUCUCCAGUAACGAGGUCCCUCUCUGCCAAGCUGAGAGCCUCCAGCGGGUUGAGUCAAUUCCGUGAGGUUGACUUCAGCGACCAGGUGCAGGGCGUGUGUGUCACCGCCAAGGCCAGACCUCAUUACGACGUCCCAGAGUCACUGAAGAAUUGUGACGUGACGAGUAGACGAGCAAGCGAGAACGAAAGCGGAAGACACUCGCGAACCGAGAGUGAGGAGAACCGGAGUGUUUUGCCCAGUGAUGACGCCAGUCAGAGAACCAGUGGUGCAGGUGCAGACGAUGGGGCAGCGAGUGAAGGAGGAAGAGUGGUUGUCAUAAGACAAUCAGCGCAACCAAGCGAAAAUGGGCAGUGCGGCAGUCACAAUGAAAGAGAGAGAAUGGGGGAGGAGGUACGAGGGGGAAUUCUUGUCGGUAAGGAAGGUGGUGCAGAAAACGCUAUAUAUGUCGUCGCAGAAGAGAGCUCUCUUGUCGCUGGGGUGGGUGGUAUAGGUGCACAUACGAUGGCAGGCGUCGUGUCCAGUAAUUUCAGAAGAGUUCCUAAAACUCUGCCACUAAAGGACUCUCAGCGGUUCUCCUCGGGAGCAAGCACGAGUAAAGACUGCGGCCACACCUCCCCCACUAGCUCGGCCACUGUGGGCACCGAACUCUCCUUUGGUUUCAUGCAUGAUGAAACGACGAAUAUUACUGAGGAAGAGAAGACCGCGAGACCUCGUCAUAUCCCCCCGCCAGAGGAGCAGGAGAAGCCAAGUCUAACACCCACGUCACUGGCCAUCUACUCGUCUAUCCAGAAGAACGGCCUCCGCUCAGGGACGUGUAUCCUCUUUACAACGGGGAUUUUCACCUUCAUCAUCACCCUGAUACUCACAAUAGCCAUCCUCGUCAUGCCCAAGACCCUGGUUGUCAAGAAGGAGGAGCAGAGGAGCCGCGACGUCCCCGCUGUCACCCACAGCCCCAGCAACAUGGGUAAAGUGGUGUCUGUCGGGGCCCUACACGCUCCUCACACCGUCACCAGGCUCCUCAUCAAGGCCCUCCUCGCCCCCCCGUCCACACCUGUCACUCUCACAGACCUUACGGCCUCUCCACCCUUCCUCCCUGCCAUAUCCUCCCCAUCUAACACAUCCUUAACCUUUAAUACAGUUUCCCCAUCCACCACAUUCUCCCCACCUAACACAGCCUCCCCCUCUAACGUCUCCCCAUCUAACACACCCUCCCCAUCUUCCCCAUAUAAUACAUCCUCCCCAUUAAACACAUCCUCCCCAUCUAACACAUCCUUCCCAUCUAACACACCCUCCCCAUCUUCCCCAUAUAAUACAUCCUCCCCAUAUAACACAUCCUCCCCAUCUAACACACCCCCCCAUCUUCCGCAUAUAAUACAUCCUCCCCAUAUAGCACAUCCUCCCCAUACAACACAUCCUCCCCAUCUAACACACCCUCCCCAUCUUCCCAUAUAAUACAUCCUCCCCAUAUAACACAUCCUCCCCAUUAAACAUCCUCCUCAUCUAA